Messenger RNA from Trifolium pratense (red clover), 717 nucleotides. RefSeq lists its product as uncharacterized. Gene Ontology annotation, cellular component: nucleus; cytoplasm. The record is from RefSeq and is a predicted model, not a curated record. The coding region runs from base 1 to 717 and encodes 238 amino acids. The transcript has 3 exons. Gene Ontology annotation, molecular function: nucleic acid binding; 3'-5' exonuclease activity. NCBI's taxonomy places the organism in Eukaryota, Viridiplantae, Streptophyta, Magnoliopsida, Fabales, Fabaceae.
AUGCUUUUUGGUGGGGUCACUCUAAGACUGACAACAAAGACAUUUUUGUUGAAUGGAGUGCAAAUCAAAACCACCGUGACCAGUGAAGCAAAAGUGAUCGAUGAACACAUAUUGUCUUUCUUACAUCCUACCGACAAUCACGGAACAAAAGUUAUCGGGUUUGAUUUUGAGUGGCAUCCGAUUCAAUAUUUUGAAUCAGCUAGAAUCAAUCAUCCUCCUUCCCGGAUCAAGUAUUCUGAAUCAUAUGAAAUCUACCCACAUCCUGCAACCUUUCAACUCUGUGAUGGAAAUUCGUGUCUUAUUAUCCACACACGUCGUAACAGUAGCGUUCCCCUUUCGCUACUUAAUUUUCUUCGUCAGCCAAAUUAUACCUUUGUUGGCUGUGGUAUCAAAGACAAUUUUGCUAACUUGGAGAAACAUUUUUAUGGGAUUGGAUGCAAAAAUGCUGUUGAACUUGGAACCUUGGCUGCUACUCUCAUGGAUGAGCCUCAUUUACGUUUUUGUGGCGUUGAUGAACUAGCAUUUCUGGUCGAUGAACUUGAUCUUCGUAAGGAAAGGCCUUUAACCAUGGCUUUUAGUUGGGGUGAUCUACCUAGUGAAGAACUUGCAAAACUUGCUACUAUUAAUGUUUACUCUUAUCACAAAAUUGGGAGUGCAUUGCUUGCAAAGUAUAGACCUCAAUCACAUCCACCUGUGCGUUGCGUUUGUUUGAUUUAG